CAGGAGAAGUACUACUGAAAGGCAAGAGGAAAUCUGAACAAGAGGAAGGCGAAGAUGUUAAAGACUCUCCCAAGAAGAAGCAGAAGAUUUCAGGAAAAAAGCAGCAAGCAGGAACACAACAAAACUCCAAAACGAAGGGCCAUUGUGUUCAGAAAGAACCAGAAACCUAUGGCACAGGUAGUAUGGAAGAGCAAUGGUCUUUGGAAAUACAGGACAAAGGCCGAGUUACCUGUCCAACGUGCCGGGCUGUGGUGAGAAAGACUGUAGAAGGUCUGAAGAAACAUAUGGUAAAUUGCAGGCAGGAAAUGUUCACAUGCCAUCACUGUGGGAAGCAGCUGAAGUCUUUAGGAGGGAUGAAAUACCAUGUCAUGGCAGACCAUAACAAUCAGCCAGUUGUGAAGGAGGGAGGAGAACUGGAUGAGCAGCUUGAGCGAGACCGCCUUCGGAAGGUUUUGAAGCGUAUGGGAAAACUAAAAUGUACGAGGGAGGGCUGCACAGGCAGCUUCACUAGCAUAAUGGGAUAUCUGUAUCAUGUUAAAAAAUGUGGGAAGGCUGCUUCUGAGCUGGAGAAAAUGGCUAUGAAGUGCCAUCACUGUGGAAAAGCAUACAAAUCAAAGGCAGGACUCGUCUACCAUCUCCGAUCUAAGCAUGGGCCGGUCACUUUCCUCCAUGAAGAGAGAAGAACAGAGAGCCUGAAGGAAAUAAAACGGGAGCAAAACAACACAGGCAGAGUUCAGAGGAGGUCUGCAAAAGUGGCAAUCUACUAUCUGCAUGAGCUAGCUGGAGAAGAGCUGGCCAAAGAGUGGCCCAAGAGAAAAGUUCUGCAGGACUUGAUUCCAGACGACCGGAAGCUGAAAUAUACUCGCCCUGGACUACCCACGUUUAGUCAAGAUGUGCUGUGCAAAUGGAAAACGGAGAUAAAGAUGUACCGAAGAGUCCACUGCCCAAAUGAG
Molecule: messenger RNA, 953 nt
Organism: Tauraco erythrolophus (red-crested turaco)
Lineage: Eukaryota; Metazoa; Chordata; Aves; Musophagiformes; Musophagidae
Source: RefSeq, a predicted model, not a curated record